Messenger RNA from Pyricularia oryzae 70-15, 294 nucleotides. RefSeq lists its product as uncharacterized. The record is from RefSeq and is a predicted model, not a curated record. NCBI's taxonomy places the organism in Eukaryota, Fungi, Ascomycota, Sordariomycetes, Magnaporthales, Pyriculariaceae. The transcript is spliced from 2 exons. The coding region runs from base 1 to 294 and encodes 97 amino acids.
AUGAAUCUCUUCUCGCUGGCGGUCUUGUACAUCUCGGUUCCGAGCACCCUCCCUAUCCAAGUAGAUGGGUCAACUGGUCUGCGGCCCGACGACGCCGACUUUGUCUAUUACGAACAAUGUUCGAAUCCUGCUCCCUCCACCUCCUCCCCGCUUACCCGUGUCAAGGAUAACCCGGCUGGCUAUCGACAACAACCACCCGCCUGUGCCGUCGAGCCCACACUUGUUGGGAACUUCGUCUCCAUGGCUACAAACGACCGACAGCUCCGCUGUUUGGACACAGGCCCCUCUCGAUGA